AUGGAGCGUUUAAGUGAUACUAGAGUGCUAAAAUUUAGACCUAAUACCUUAGAAGUUGUUAGGAAAGAUGUGGAUUUAGAUCAGCCUUUAAGAAUGACAGAAGCUUUAGAUAUUUUGGAAAACUGGGUGAAAAUGCAAGCGCAUUUUACAAAAAGAGAUUUUCCUAGAGAUUAUCUUGAAACCACAUUGAUCGCAGCCAAGGGACUCGUGGAAAGAGCCAAAGAGAGAUUGGACAAGUUGUGCACAUUUAAGACAUUGAUGCCGGAGUUUUUCACCGUUUCUGAUGUGAGAGAGGAGUUUUUGCCACUUCAGACUAUCAUAUCAACGGCUAAUCUUCCGAGGCUAACACCAGAACAUUACAGAGUCUACUUAAGCAAAACAGUAUCAGAAGAAAACUUGAAUUCCACGAUUUUAUUUACGUUUUACAGAUAUCUUACAAUGAUCAGCGAGUAUUUCAAGAAAUUUGAGUAUUGUGCCGGAUUUAUCGUCAUUUUGGAUUACAGCGAAGUAAACAUACUGAACUUAGUGACUAAAAUUAAUCCAAUGGAUCUGAGAAAGAUUAUAACUUUAAUGACUGAGGGGUACGGUAUGAGAAUUAAAGGGAUUCAUGUUAUAACCUCGUCUAAGAUGGUCGAUAAUCUAAUAGGACUAUUGAAACAAGUUUUUAGUGAAAAACUUUCAGCCAGAAUUCGCACACAUAAAAGUAUAAAGGCUAUUUACGAGUUUGUACCAAAAGAAAUUAUGCCAUCUGAUUAUGGCGGUGAAGAAAAAUCACUAAAAGAUCUUCAUGGUGACUGGAUAGAUACAAUAAGUUCUGAAGAAUUUUUGGAUCAUUUUAAAGAAAUGAACAAAGCCAAAACAAACGAAUCUUAUAGACAAGCGAACAAGUUUAACGAAAGUUAUAUUGGUAUGCCUGGCUCUUUCAGAGCUUUGAGCGUUGACUAA
Messenger RNA from Arctia plantaginis, 945 nucleotides. NCBI's taxonomy places the organism in Eukaryota, Metazoa, Arthropoda, Insecta, Lepidoptera, Erebidae. The record is from the annotation of a GenBank genome assembly.